Messenger RNA from Grus americana (Whooping crane), 7383 nucleotides. RefSeq names its product TBC1 domain family member 24 (gene TBC1D24). The record is from RefSeq and is a predicted model, not a curated record. The transcript has 11 exons. Bases 1420 to 3105 code for a protein of 561 amino acids. Lineage: Eukaryota; Metazoa; Chordata; Aves; Gruiformes; Gruidae.
GCCGGCAGCGGGACCCGGCUGCGCGGGUGGAAUUCGGUGCUGGGCGGUGGGACCUCGGCGGCGCCGCCGCCUUCCCGGCGAUCGGCCGGACAGGACCGGGAAGGGGCCUGCCCCCCAGCCCGGCCUUCGUCGGGUAUCCUUCGCGGGCGCCGCGCUGGGACUCGCUCCCGGUGCCGGGUCGUGGGUCGCCGGCCGUGCCCGUGCGAGGCCGGCGUGGCUGGGGAGGAGCUGCCGGGGGAGGGUCGGGACGCGGCCCCGAGCCGCUGUUUGCCGGGGCUGCGGUGCCCGCGGUGUCGCCCGUGGCACCUCCGGGAGCUGUCGGUGCCCGAAGGAGCUGGCGCUGUCCCGUGCCCUCUGCUGCGAACCGGCCUGAGGAGGCUUUGGGUUUAGCCCUGCAUUCGGUCCAGGGCGGAGAGGCUCUCCGAGGCGUUAAAUGGCGUGUGGGCGCCUCUUGGCCUGAGCGCCCGGGUCAACGCUCUGCUGCUGCGCCUGCUUCUUCUGCAGAAUGUGUGAGGACCUGGGGGUGAGGUGAAGGCAGAUCCUCUGACUGCUGCUAAUGCUUACCCAAAUACUCACAGUUUACACUUAUUCUGUGAGCUGGUCCUAAUUACAGGAGUAGUUUAUAUUCACAUGAAGAGGUUUCUAAACCCAAAGCUUGUGUUCUGCAGCUUCUUCCUUGAAUGUUUUAAAAUCUCUGUCACAAAAGUACAGUUUUGUUAUCAGUUUAUUUUCAUGCUGAUCUUUAUCUAGGCACUGUUGAAGCAUAUGUAUGUAUAUACAGCACAUCCUUAAGCAGAAGAUUGAUGUUGGGGCUGCCAGAAUGUUACCCAGCUGGACACGGGAUUUAGGGUGCUAAAACUUGCCAAAAUGGUCGUUCAAGGCCCGUGAGCAGGAGAGGAAAUAACCAGGUGGAAGCAGUGUGCAUAGUGUACUCCAGCCCUGGGAAGUGUCCAAGGGCAGCAGGAAGGAUGACAUCCUGCCCAGCAGAAGGGAGUAAGUCAUAAAAAGAUCUACAGAAGGACAACUUCUAAGUAUCUACAGCUUUGAAAAGCGUAAGCAGCCAGACGUACUUGCAGACCCAGCGGAUUUAUCCCAGCCAAAGUGGAUCAUGACAGAAAAAUGUUAAAUUCCAUGGAGCUGACAUUGACUCUGCAAUGGACUGGUAUCCUACCGUUACGUCUUUGCAGAUCUGGAAGAGACGCUCUCAGCUCACACUGAGAGAUAUCAUUUCCGAACAUCGUAAGGUAUCUCGCUUUCAGAACUGAUCAGGACAGUGUAGUGCCUCCUUUAAUUACAGUCUGAGAGUUGGUUUCAGGUGUGGAACAGUACAACAAAAAGAAAUGGAAAAGCUGCAAGUCAUUUAAUGACAAAAUAAGGUCUCAAUUUUCAUGAUUUAUCUGAUAUGCUUCUCCUGGAGCCAUGGAUGAAUACAACCGCUUUGUGGAUUGGGACAAAAUGGAUGUUACUGUCCAGAGCCAGGAUGCGAAGGAGCUAACCUGCACGGAGUUCCAGGAGCUCAAGCAGCUGGCCCGCCAGGGCUACUGGGCCAAGAACCACUCUCUGAGAGCCAAAGUGUACCAAAAACUAAUUAGCAAUAUCCCGUGCCGCACAGUGACCCCAGACGCAAAUGUGUACCGGGACAUUGUUGUGAAGAUCAUUGGAAAACGUAACAGUAGCUCCCUUCCACUACCAGAGUUUGUGGACAACAGCCUGGUCCCCACGUACUGCUUGAAUGCCGAAGGCAUCGGGGCGGUCAGGAAGAUUAUAUUGUGCAUUGCGAAUCAGUUCCCAGACAUAUCGUUUUGCCCGGCGCUGCCUUCUGUGAUAGCUUUGCUCCUCCACUACAGCAAAGAUGAGGCAGAGUGUUUUGAACAGGUUUGUCGCAUCCUUGCUUGCAAUGACCCUUCCAAGCGGCUCAUUGAUCAGACAUUCUUAGCUUUCGAGUCCUCCUGCAUGACUUUUGGUGAUCUGGUUAACAAAUACUGUCAGGCAGCACAUAAGCUGAUGGUGGCAGUGUCCGAGGAUGUGUUGGAGGUGUACUCCGACUGGCAACGGUGGCUCUUUGGGGAACUGCCUAUGGUGUACAUUGCUCGGGUCUUUGAUGUGUUUCUGGUGGAGGGCUACAAAGUUCUCUAUCGUGUUGCGCUGGCACUUCUGAAAUUUUUUCACAAAGUCAGAGCUGGGCAGCCCAUGGAGUCAGACAGCAUACAACAGGACAUUCGAGCUUUUGUAAGAGACAUUCCCAAGUCAGUGUCUCCGGAGAGGCUUCUGGAAAAAGCCUUUGCUAUCCGCCUCUUCUCGCGGAAGGAGAUCCAGCUUCUGCAGAUGGCCAACGAGAAGGCUUUGCAGCAGAAGGGCAUCACGGUCAAACAGAAAAGUGUUGCAUCUCCCAAAAGGCAGAAUGUGCACUUAGCAGUUCAUGCUGAGAACUUCAAGUCUGAAAUUGUCAGUGUGAAAGAGAUGCGAGAUAUCUGGUCGUGGAUCCCAGAGCGAUUUGCACUUUGCCAGCCUCUCUUACUUUUCACCACCUUGGAACAUGGCUGUAGUCUGAGCAGGUUCUAUUCUCACAGCGAGGGACACGAACCAACUCUUCUCCUCAUCAAGACCACAGCAAAAGAGGUCUGUGGUGCCUACCUGUCAACUGACUGGAGUGAGCGCAGGCGAGGAGGAAACAAGCUGAGUUUCUUUGGAACUGGGGAGUGCUUUGUAUUUAGGCUGCAGCCAGAAGUGGAACGCUAUGAGUGGGUGAUCAUCAAACACCCAGAAUUGGCCACAGCUGGUUCAGAGCCAGAAAAUCAUGCCUCACCAGCUUCCAGCACCCUCACUUCCAGCAGUGGCCCAUCCGAGCCCUCGGAUCGCCUUUCUCCCUUCUUAUCGGCUCGGCACUUCAACUUGCCUUCCAAAACAGCCUCCAUGUUCAUGGCUGGCAGCAGCGAAUGCAUCAUUGUAGGAGGUGGUGAUGGCCAGGCUCUUUACCUCGAUGCAGAUCUCAACCACGGAAGAACAAGCCACUGCAAUACUUUCAAUAAUCAGCCGUUGUGCUCUGAAAACUUCCAGAUCUCUGUCUUGGAGGUGUGGGGCUUCAGGGACACCAUGAAUGGUUGACGUGACUAUCAUUAAUCAGCUAGUUUUUCAAUUGUCCUAGGAUUACCAAGGCAAAUUCUAAUCCAGGAGCCAAGUUAGAACAUCAUUUCUGUUGGGCUCAGUGGUUUUUAGUAAUUACGAAGUGGUGCACUUAAAUGAGGGCUUAGUUGUUUACUCUUAGUUUAUUUAAGACAGGUCAAGGUGAAGUAAUGUAUCUGAUUAACUCCUUAGCUCUUUACCUCUAGAGAUCUGGAUUCAGGUCCUGUUAUUAGGUAAAAAUGAAAAUGUAGUGAUUUCAAACGAUCCUCAAUGGAUACAAGUCCAUAUCACAGGAUAGGUUUGCAGUUUGAUGCAAUUCCUCGGAGGCAGAGAGCUGGCUGAGGUGUACUGUAGUGCUGUGUGCCACAGGCACCAGGAUCUGACUUGAGCCAGUAAUAUCAAAUGUCAACUCACAGGGAACAUCAAUGACCUCAGAUUUGAUGUAGAACAGUAGUUCAUAAAAUCAUUGCCCUACUAUAAGCAGACAUUGUGCAGACAAAUCAGUACCAUUUUGGAAGUUAUGAAAGCCCUCAAUUCACACAAGAACCACGAUUGCUAGUUCUCCUUCUCCUUGUUACCUGCUUAUCCUUUUCCUUGUACCUGAACCCUUGACACAUUCCAGCUCCAUCUGUUUGAGGAGGCAUCCAGACUGGACAAUGAUAUCUCAAAGGCUUGAUUUUGUUUACAUUCCUGUUCCAUAUCAGUAUAAAGACUUCAGACUGACUCAUGUUUCAGGCAGCUGAAAGCCAGAGCAUAUAUAUGCAGUGCUCAGAAACUUCUCUUUCUUCAUCUUUCCUGGAAGCUGAAACGGAGCUUUAAAUCUGAGAAUAACUGUGCUAAUAUCCCUGCAUGUUUGGGGAAUUAGACAUUGUGAUACAGAAGCUUAACAUUCCCCUCACAAGAAAGCAAAGGGAGGUGGGAGGGAAAUCUUCUGUGUAGUAUUAUUCUGGGAGUGGACAAGUUUCCCAGGAGAACUCUAGGUGACACUGUUUCUCCAUAUCACGAGUCUUCCCAGUGAUGAGAUGCUGAAAAAGGUAAUGCUUUUUUGCCAACAGUGUUCUGGUAGGGUUUGGGUGAUGCAGAGAGGCUUUUGCUCAUUCCUGAGAAUUCUCUGCAACAUGCUGUGAGGCAUGUGAUGUCUGGAGGCAAUUGCCCAGUGUCUCUAUCUAAAACUUGCAGUAUCUGCUGUAGAACUUCUCCCACACAAAGCACAAGUACAUAAACUUCGAUGGAUAGUCCAGUGCUUGCAACAGGAUACUCUCAAAGCUGCAGUGGGUAAUUCACUACUAAGAUUUACUAUAACAGGUAAAAUGAAGGAAAAGAGGAACUGCUGGUUUUUUUCAGCAGUUCAAUCUAAAAAAUUGCUUUAGAGUGGGGGAAAUGUUAUUACUACUUGAAGUUCAUUAAGAGAAAAAAUUAUUUUUAGUGAUAAAAUCUCAGCUAGUCUGGGCAGGGUCAUGUUAACAUUCAGAGGUCAUGAGUGAGUCUUGUUGGUAGUGUUGGCUUGUUCAGCUUGUCAUCCAUGAAAAUACCAUGUGUCUUGGUAAAGUGUUGCCUCUUGCAAAGUAUAUGAACAAACUUGGCAAAAAGGUGAUCUGCUUCUUAAGGUGCCAUUUUGAAUUUUUGUCAAAAUAACUCUGAAAUAUUAGGCUGUGUAUACGACAGUUUAAGAUGUCUUUUGCACCGUUUAUAUUUGCAAUUACAUUAUUUCACCCUGUUUGAGAGUCAGCACUGGCCUCCCUUUCUUCCACUCAGUGAGUUCUGUCCAGCUGUCUUUUCAUAGGUUUACCAUAAGCUGGAUUGAACUGGAAGGGGAGAUACAAUUCAGUUAUACUGACGUAUUUUGAUGAGAAAGAACUUAAACAGUUGUAUCUGGCUUUUUACAAAUACUGGCUGAUGCUGCCUUCUAUUAUUUUUGCAAAGCUAGCUGUAUCACUUUGCACUUGCUAGUAUCCCAAGACCUUCCUCGGACAAAAGAAAUCACUCAGAAAAUGUAUCCUAUUUAGUAGGUUCUCUUCAGUUCAGGUGGGAUUUCAAUUUUGUUCAUAUCUCCUCUCUUUGGAGCUUGUCUGAGGUGCCCUUGGAAAAAAAAGCUGAAAACCAAAAACACAAUAGCAUUAAUUUUCAGCUUGUUAAGUUGUCAGAAAUUCCCUCCAGCUGUGUGUUGGCAGGAUUUGUGAGACUUUAGUAUUACACUCAAAAUGAAUAGGUUUUAUCUGCAAAAUCUUUCCUGCAGCUGGCAGUGGUGAUCCCUGCCGAAUGCAGCCAUGUCAGUGAAACCUGAGUGCUACUCCAUCUCUUGAGCCAUAUCUAAGAAACACUGUUCCUUUCCCUGCUCUGUUCUUAGUGCAUGGGGAUUUGGGUGUUUGACAUCAGAAAUAACUCCUAGUUGCUCAGGAAAUCAUCAUAGGAUAUUAGGAUCCAAGGAGCAGGACAGAAGAUUGAUGAGGUUUAGGCAUCUGAGUCUUGAGUGUUUCUCCAAAGUUAAUCGCAGGGCUCUGCUCAGCUUCCCUUGUGCCAGGUGAGUACAACUUCUGACCCCCCUGGCAGCGAAGGUCCACAGAAGACCCCUUUUUGGUGGCUUAUCUCAAUGGCCGACCAGUCUUUCGAAGAAAGACGUUCUCUGGGUGGCUGGCAAUGCCUGACAGCUCCCUGGCUGUGCGCUUGCACCUGCUGUGAGCAUGCUUGGGGCACAUGCUGCGCCCAGAGCAGUUCGGGCGAUGCCCUGUAUGAGUGUGCAAAUUACAGCAGGGGGUAAAAGGGUUAACAGGAGAUCCUCCUCCCACUGUUGUGUUUGUAUCAGAUGUGUGGCAGGGAUGCCUUUGAUUAGAUACAGCACCACCCCGCCCAGGCAUCCUGCAGGACUCUCUGCUUGUUAACUUGAAUAGCCCGAGUAAGCAAGAGGCUGCAAUAAUCUAGCAGGAGGAAUUGUACAAUGCUGCGUCAUCUUUACACAAUCCUUUUGUUCAGUAAAAAUGAAUGUUCCUUUUCAUGUGCAAAUCCUCAUGUGUAAUUCUCGUUAUGGUUGUGAGACACCUUAGAGGAAUAGCAUUGUGACUUGGUUUUCUUUCCAGUAGUGAAGAGGUGUUAUUUUUUCUGUGUAGUUGAUGGUUGUUGCUGACCAAGUGUAUAUUAAAGUUCAGGUAAUUAAGCCAACAGUUUGUGUUACAUGCAAAACUCUUAAGGUGGAGACCACAGGCUGGUUUUUAAGACAAUGACUACAAUGGGCACCUUAUCAGAAAGUUAAAAUUAUCUGGAGUACCCAGCUGUGAGGUGCUUUGGUCACGUUGUAACUGAGCAACUGUUGCUGUAGUGCGUAGUCCUUGUCUGUAGUCCUGCUGGCAGUGCUGACAGCAAGGGUGCCCGUGUGGCUUGGUUAGCUGUUUGGUGGGGAGCCGAAGGCUGGGCAUCACCUACCACAGUUCUUCAAAAGCGUUCUUGCUUUCCCACGAAGCUGGUUUUGCUUUGUAAUAUUCUCUUGAAGACAGAAAAGGCUAGAAACGCCUGACAUCAGAAACUUGAAUUUAUUGUAAAUGGCCUCUGAGCUGUUUCCAGGCCACGGGAACUGUUUCCAGCUCUUGGCCAGGCUGGACAGACUUCAUCACUGCACCCCAAAGCUGUCAUUCCUGCAGAUCACGCACUUUGACACGCUCCCUUUUCUGAUGAAGUACAUUAAGCGGCCUCUUUUUAAUAGAGGCCAAUUAACAAAGGGACAGGAAACGCUCCCAUCCUGUUCUUUAAAGAGUUAAACUUCAUGCCAAUAGAGAUCUGUGCUUAGCCGUAGAGGGGUGGCACUGGCAGGUCUGUAUCCGCUAUUUGUGCGUGUGCAUUGAAAUUGUGUGCUUUGUCCUUGGAAAUCCGUCCUCAUUUUUGACAGGGAGUGAGCUCCUCUGCCUGCACAGCCGCCGCAGUGACGCGGGUGCCCCAGCCAGCGGGGACCGAGAGCUCGCCUGCAGCCACAGCUGGAAGAGCUCAGCUCCUCCAACUGACACCCCAAGCCCUGUUGUUGGACAGACCAGAGGCUUGGGCACCCGGCUGUUAAUGUUGAGAUGCCUUUCUGCCAGCUCUCUGUCAGGAAUUCCACACUAUUCAUAGUUGAGAUGAAUGUGCAUAUUAUUUGGGGUGAUGAUUUUCUUCAGAUGAGUGCUGGCGUGCUGCUGAAUUGGUUUUCUACCCUAUCAUUGGAAUCGCUGCCCUACGCUGAUGGUAUUUUUGUCGCUGUGCAGAGUCUUGGAUUGUAUUAAAAGGUGUUUGACUGUG